AUGGCUGACGCAUAUGACUGCCGCCAGGCCCUGCGUAAGGGCAAGGAGUCCGAGUGCCCCACGGACAGAAUUGCCUCUCAGAGCAUAAGAAUGAGGGAUCCGCCCAGCCGGACUCCGGAGAACGAGCUCCAGCUCGGAUGUCGUACCAUGAAAGGAAAUUAG
Postia placenta MAD-698-R-SB12 is the source of this 162-nucleotide messenger RNA. RefSeq lists its product as hypothetical. Lineage: Eukaryota; Fungi; Basidiomycota; Agaricomycetes; Polyporales; Adustoporiaceae. Bases 1 to 162 code for a protein of 53 amino acids. The transcript has a single exon. The record is from RefSeq and is a predicted model, not a curated record.